AUGGCGCAGCAGUCCCCGUUCGCGACGUCCGAAGAGCCGAUCCGCGCCCGGUCGGGCACCGUGCCCAUGAUGAGCUCGCUCACGCGCGGCGAGUCCGAGUCGAUCCCGAUCUACAAGUUUGUGCUCACGGGCGGCCCAUGCGCCGGCAAGACGACGUCGCUCGAGCGCCUCUCGACCUACUUCCGUGAGCGUGGUUUCCGCGUCUACAUGGUGCCCGAAGCCUCGACCUUGCUCCAGUCGGGCGGCGCCCACUUCUUGGAUCUCAAGCCCACGGACAUCAUCAACUUCCAGUGGGCCAUUCUGUCGACGCAGAUGCAGCUCGAAGACACCUUUAUGGCGCUGGCGCGGGACACCAAGCUGCCGUGCGUCAUUCUCUGCGACCGCGGCGCCAUGGACGGCUCGGCCUACAUGGACCCGGAGGAGUGGGAAGACCUCAAGCUCCAGCACGACCUCGACACGGUCACGCUCCGUGAUACUCGCUACAACGCGGUCUUCCACCUUGUGACGACGGCAAACGGCGCGCCUCAGUUCUACACGCUCGACAACAACGGCACGCGCAUCGAGACGAUCGAGCAAGCGUGCGCGGUCGACGAGCGCAUCUGCCACGCGUGGAUCGGCCACCCCAAGCUCUUUGUCUUUGACAACUCGACGGGCUUUGAGAGCAAGAUGCAACGACUCAUCAACUGCGCCGCGACGCUCACGGGUCUCCCGUCGACGGUCAAGUCGUCCAAGAAGUUCCUCCUCCGGUCGCUGCCGUCGCCCGCGUCCAUGCCCGUCCACUGCGAAGAGUUUGAAGUCGAGAAGGUCUACCUCAUGCCCCACCCGAGCGAUGGCCCGGACGACUAUGUCUUUGUGCGCUGCCGGACGCAGUACGGCAUCCCCGUCUACGGUAUGACGACGGUCCGCACGAUUGCGGGCACGGGCGAGCCGGUGCAUCUCAAGCGCGUGCUCUCGGCGCGCGAGUACACGUACGCGGUGCGCCACCGCGCCGACCCGAGCCGCCGCAUCAUCAAGCAGAAGCGCAUCUGCUUCUUGUGGAAGAACCAGUCGUUCAACAUCCACAUCUACAAGGAGCCUGUCGAGCUCGCGAGCCAGGGCAUUGUGCACAUCCAGGCGAGCAUCGAGUCGACGGCGACCGUCAUGAUGCCGGGCUUCCUCGACACGGACGAAGAAAUGGACGAGUCGCACCCUCUCUAUACGGGCUACCACGUCUCGCUCAAGGAGAUGGACAUUCCCAACGUCCUGUAAGCAUCGAAACGACGGAGCUUGUCCGUAUGCACAUG
Messenger RNA from Saprolegnia parasitica CBS 223.65, 1283 nucleotides. RefSeq lists its product as hypothetical. Gene Ontology annotation, molecular function: phosphatidylinositol binding; GTP binding; phosphatidic acid binding. The transcript has 7 exons. The record is from RefSeq and is a predicted model, not a curated record. Bases 1 to 1248 code for a protein of 415 amino acids. NCBI's taxonomy places the organism in Eukaryota, Oomycota, Saprolegniomycetes, Saprolegniales, Saprolegniaceae.